Molecule: messenger RNA, 2667 nt
Organism: Mytilus californianus (California mussel)
Lineage: Eukaryota; Metazoa; Mollusca; Bivalvia; Mytilida; Mytilidae
Product: mucin-2-like
Exons: 3
Coding region: 114-1847 (577 amino acids)
Source: RefSeq, a predicted model, not a curated record
UGUUUACCUGUAAAAGGUGUGAAAACAAAGAUGAGGAGAAGAUGUAUAAUAAAUGACCAUGUCAACCAAGAACAAGAAAUAACAACUAAAACACAGGUGAAGAAUUUUACAGAAUGAAGUGGCUGACAUUGUGUUUGAUAUGGGUUAUUCCAAUGGUUCACUGUUUUGUUGGAGAGUUUAUAGAGUACGUUGAAGAUUUACCAUUACAAUAUCAACCAGGAGUAUGCCAGUUUCACUCCAAUGAAUAUUACAUGCCAGGCCAACUUGAAAUUCGGGUAUUCUUGGAUAAACAAAUAUUAGACUUCUAUACAUUGGGUUACCUCAAAUUUGGAACGGAAUAUAAAGGACUGGUACAGAAUUUAAUAAAUGUGAAACAUGUACAUCCCGGGGUUAAUAGAAUAAGAUAUGCGGCAAGUUAUUUCGGUAGAAGAUAUCUACAUGCGUGGUGUUUUCCAAGAUCAUUUUAUUCUCAUCCAAAUACAACACCAGUAUCAAUAAGCACUACCUCGACCAAAACUUCAACAACAAAAUUAACAACCAUCACAUCUACAACCGCACCGACAACCACUACAAACAACCCUAUCCCAACGGAACCGACCACUACUACAACUAUUACCGAGCCGACAACAACUACUACAACAACAAAACCGACCACUACUACAACUAUUACCGAGCCGAUAACAACUACUACAACAACAAAACCGACCACUACUACUAAAACUACUACCACAGAGCCGACAGCCACCACUACUCAAACAGAACCGACUAUUACAACAACUGCUACUGAGCCGACAACCACAACUUCAACGACGGAACCGACCACUAUCACAACAACUACUACUACGAAACCAACGACCAUAACAACAUCAACACAACCGACCACUACAAACACGGAACCGACAACCACAACUACAACAACGGAACCGACAACUACAACUACAACAACGGAACCGACAACUACUACAUCUACGGAACCGACCACUACACCAACUACAACAGAGCCGACAACCACAACUACAACAACAGAACCGACCACUACAACAACUACAAUAGAGCCGACAACCACAACUACAACGGAACCGACCACUACUCCAACUACAACAGAGCCGACCACGACAAUAACAACAACGGAACCGACCACUACGACAACUACAACAGAGCCGACAACCACAACUACAACAACGGAACCGACUACUACAACCACUACAACAACGGAACCUAUUACUACGACAACAGCUACUGAGCCGACAACCACUAUAACAACGAUACCGACCACUACGACAACUACUGCAACAACUACUGAGCCGACCACCACUACUACAACAACGGUACCGACUACUACUACAACAACGGAACCGACCACUACUAUAUCUACUUCCACAGAGCCAGCAACAACUACUACAACAACAGAACCGACUACUACUACAACUGAGCUGACAACAACUACUUCAACAACGGAACCUACCACUACAACUUCUACCUCGGAGCCAGUAACCACUACGACCACAACGGAACCGACUCCUAAGACAACCAAUGCGACAACAACGAAACCGACCGCUACAACGACCGCCCCUACAACUACUACCACUACCGAGUUAACAACCACUACAACGACAACGGAACCGACCACAACGAUAACUACUCCUGAUCCGACAAACACUGUCACAACACAUAAGACAACAUCCACAGAACCGACAACCACUACUACAGCAAAACAAACUACGACCACAACACAACCCUCAAUAACAACAUCUACCACAACAACAGAAUUGACAAUUACUUCGACUACUGACCCUACAACACCAACUUUGCCGACAAGAAAACCUCCACCCGAACCAGCGCGAUAAGAAAACACUAUAAUUGAAUUUUUUUUUAGUUAUUUGUAAGAUAUCAGUGGACAUUUGAUACUGUUAACAGUUAAAUCAAAUUAGGCAAAAUGAGGGAAUAUGUGAGAAUUGCCGUUUGCUUUAUUUGAUACGUGAUAUGUCUUUCAAUUAAAAUUUCAUUUUAAUAAUUAAAUUCAAGUCAUAAUAAAGUAUAUUUCAAGUAAAUUCAGACCAGAUAAAAAAAAUCCGAUCAAUUGCUUUAACGUGUUUAAAAUAGGCACAUACUUAUACCAGCAAACAUAAAAUAUAUGAUAUAUAAUGGAACUUUCAAACUGUGCACACUAGGCGCAACAACAAACACAUUGUUUGCAGCUUUGUCGACCGGAACGAACACAAUACGCUUUGCAAAUAUUUGAAUUUCAUUUCUAGUCCUAGAAAUAAACAUAUUUAUAACCCUUUUAUUAAUAUACAUAGAUGUAUAUAUCAUUUUCGAAAAAUCGACAAUAUCAAUACAUUCAUCAAAUAAGAAUCAGAUGUUUUUUUAUCAGAUUACUCUCGUUUACACCAUUUUACAACAGAAUGAAAAAGCAGCUUUGAUGGCCUAACGACACUGUUUCUAACUUAUUUCUGAUGGAGAACGAUAUUUUGGUUCUUUUUCCAGAAAGGUUAAAACCCUUUGGUCUUGAACGAUGUUGUUGUCUCCUGUUGUUGUUGAUAGAAAUCAGCUUUCGUUUCGGGAGGUGUUACCUUCUCGUAGGCUUUAAACAAGGACGUCUAAACGCAAUACACAACGUACUUUUAAGUGUACAGGAAUGAUCAUCUACUAAUCUCUUCAGUAUAA